Molecule: messenger RNA, 2164 nt
Organism: Fulmarus glacialis (Northern fulmar)
Lineage: Eukaryota; Metazoa; Chordata; Aves; Procellariiformes; Procellariidae
Product: transcription termination factor 2-like
Exons: 10
Molecular function (GO): ATP-dependent chromatin remodeler activity; ATP binding
Source: RefSeq, a predicted model, not a curated record
GUUGUUUUACCGAUGCCUUAAAAGUAAGUUGAAUGGGAAGAAAUGGUGUGCAAGCGUCCCAUGGCAGGAUCCAAAAGCUACCAAAGUGUCAAAAACCUUGGAAUCACAGCUCAACACAGCACCUCUCUUUAAUCCCAGCGGCCAAAGAAAUCCGUUCAAAGUGAUAGACAAGAAUUGUGAACCAUCAUCCUGGAAACAAAUUAAGCAAGGCAAUGGAGAGGAAAGUAAAGCAAAAGGAGUAAAAGCAGAGAAAGAGGGCGUGCUGGUGUCACAUAAAGAAAAGAAAUCAACAUCUGAUUCCUCCAUAGAGAAAGAACCUCUAGAAGGGCUGAAAACUAAAAAGAAGCAGUCCACAGGAAACAGGAAUGAUCCAGAACUAAAGGAAAGCACAGUGUCUGAAUCUAAACUUGGUCUUUCUGAGACUUGGGGAGGGAAAAACAGCAAAAAGGAAGAGAAAUAUGGUGGCGGUGGCAGGGAAUCCAAGAAGUCUUCUGAGCGUGUGGAGAAAGAGCCAGGCGGGAGAUCAAAGCUCUUUCCUCUAAGUCUUGGAAAGCAAAGUACAAGUAGUAAGCCUCCAGAGGAGGAACAGCUCGGAGAGAAAAGCUUAAAAAGCUGUGGGGGUAAAGAAACCAGAGAGAAAGAAUAUGUUGGUGGGAAGAAUGGAGAAAAGAAACUGAUGUCCAAAGAAGGUGUGAUUUCCCCAGCAGUACCACAAUCUGCAUUGCAACAUACUGCCCUGAAGGGAGGAGCAGAGCCAGUGCCACCCAAGACACAAAUCAGGCCACAGCUGGGACAGCCUGCUGAUGAAGUCUCUGGCAGUGACACUGAUGAAGUAGGAUUUGUUUAUUCCUCAUCAGGUAAAAGUAAACCUGAGAAAUCCGUUGAGGGUUUGCAGUCAAGAGAGGUUCCUUCAGGAAAAUCAGGGAAGAGUAUGGAGGGGACAUCUUUGCCAGGAGCUGCAGCAUUGCAUCACGUGGAAGGAUCCCAGGACCCUAAAGCUCUUCACAACCAUCUUGUAGUCCAGCUGAAACAGAAGAAGAGCACAUUGGCUACAGUCAACAUUCAGCUGCUGCCAGAUAAAGGGGAACGGUUAUUAAAGCAAGUGCAGGAUUUGGAAGCUGCACUUGGUGCUCUUAACAUUUCGCCAGCAGACACUACUGAAAAAGGGGAGAAUAGUGCAAGCAGUGGCUGUCGUGAGGAAUCUUUGCCUAACCCAUUUGGCAGGCCAGGGGGUACAAAGUUGAUAACACCACUACCGCUCCAGGAUCCUACAGCAGGGACCUCUUCAGGCUCACGCAGUCACCCCUCUGAUGCUGCUACUUUGGGUUCCAGUGAAUAUUGUGACCAUCGUUUUGGAAUGAACUCUGGUGUGCAGAGUCUAUAUGGAGGAAGAAUGACAGAAGACCGAAUCAGAGCUGUACACAGUGCCACAAGUGAUGCUAUUAAUCAUCUUCACAAAUCUCUGGAAUCCUGUCCAACAGAGCAGACAGUAGCUGAAGAUCCCUCUGGAUUGAAGGUUCCACUGCUGCUGCACCAAAAACAAGCGCUUGCAUGGCUACUCUGGAGAGAGGGUCAGAGACCGUGUGGAGGAAUUCUGGCGGAUGACAUGGGCUUGGGGAAGACUCUAACGAUGAUCGCUCUCAUUCUGGCCCAGAAGCAGCUGAAGGCAGAGAAAAGAAAGGAGAAGUUAGAAAUACGGCUAUCCAAAAAUGAUUCCACUGUUAUCCCUUCCCACAGCACUUUAAUCAUUUGUCCUGCAUCCUUGGUCCAUCACUGGAAGAAAGAGAUUGACAGACACGUGGGCUGUGGCAAACUGAGGGUGUAUUUGUACCAUGGGCCAAACAGAGAUAAACAUGUAGAAGCACUCUCUGAAUAUGAUGUUGUUGUCACAACCUACAGCCUUCUCUCCAAGGAGGUUCCCACAAGCAAAGAGGAGGGGGAAGUCCCUGCUGAGGACCAUGACGUGGGGAGUGGGUCAUCUCCCUGUUCCCCUCUGCUCAGGGUAGCUUGGGCUCGAGUUAUAUUGGAUGAAGCUCACAAUAUUAAAAACCCUAAGGUUCAAACCUCUAUAGCUGUGUGCAAACUGAGAGCCAGUGCCAGAUGGGCUGUCACCGGGACGCCGAUACAGAACAAUUUACUGGACAUGUACUCUCUCCUGAGGUGA